GCUCGAACAUGGACUCAUAAUGACUCCUUUUAAGAGACCCUCCUUUUACUAAUCUCUUCCCUUUGGCCCGAAAAUGAUUGCUACAUUACACUUCCAAUCCUGUGUUGUAUUAUAUGAGAAACCAUGACGGUCAUCACCAAAGCCCGUCGCUAUAUAGAGCUACUGGAUACGGCAAGGUGCAAUGGAAAUUGGCAUGAAGUCCCCGAUAUCCUUCGAAAGAUAUCGAAACAUGCCCCUACGGAGAAGGCUCUACUCCUAGUGGCGGAAACCGAGUUGCAAAUCGUUAACCAUGUGAAGAAGCGAUCUGAAAGUACCACUUCUUCCGCUGCGCAGGAUUCAGAACACCUCCUCGGACGGAUAUCCCCUGUGUUAUCCGUAAUAGAAGAAGGGGCGGAUGUCACACAGAAUACCUUUCAGGCCCAGGUGUGUCUUAGUUGGCUGCAUUGGGAAUUAUCUGAACCGGAGUCAGCCGCCAGUUAUCUGCCUCAGGAUCUUCAUAAUGUCGUCAGUUUGCUCUCGGGAAACGGGGAGGUGUUGUCACCAUGGACCGAAGUCUGUAUUGUGAAGGCUGGCUAUUUGAAAGGUGCUGCCCUGGAAUCAUUGUCUGGCGUCGAAGUCGCGGUGGAAGCAAUGAAACCCCUAGCCGCCCGAGUUUCCAUUCCUACGUCGAAUGCCCUGUUAACCCCGCAAUAUCUGUUCUGGUCCGAGCGUCUUUUAGCAAAGACAGCAGGAUGUACUGGGAAGAUUGUUACAGCUCAGGGUUCGCAAGUGACGGAAUCUACUAUCGAGUUCGCAUUGCAAUCAUUUCGUGCGUGGGCAUCCCACUGUGAGGUGAAGCAAGGUGACCCGGCGUCAACGACAGAUUCUAGUGAUGCCUCCGCCAAGUCAGGCCCCAAGGCUUCAACAUGGCGCGCAUACUACGAUCUCCUUUCCCACAUCCUACAGAAAAGACUCCCUUAUAUCCCUUCCUCGGAAGGUCCAAAGCAAGCCCAGCUUGUUUCCGAGUUUAGGCGCGUGGAAACGAUAUGCGAGAAUGCUCUGCUCAGAAACGCGAAAUUCCCGAAAGCCAGUUCCUCAAAUCAUGAGGUUGAACUCUGGGUGGAGCAGGUUGUCCGGAAUUGGCAGAUCUUGUGCGGUCCGGAAUGGCAAGACGCAGAUUUCGGGAAAGGUGGACGGGACGCGUUAUCUCGUAAUGUGCUUGAUAUCCUUUACCGUGCAGCGACGAAGACGUUCCACUCAACCUUGAUAUUACGGCGCCUUUUCCAAGUGCACUCGGCAUUGGCCGAAUUCGACCUUGCUAUGAGGGCCCUGGAAACAUAUAUUCACCUUGUUGACACUGCCAAAGCUCGAGCGAAACAAGCUGGUAAACCGACUAAGGAAAUUGAAGAUGUGAAUACCUUCGUCCGUACCUUGUCAGAUGGGAUCCUAUUGGUGUGCUGUUUUGGUACCUACCAGAGAGCCGAAAAGGCUAAGCAGUUAACAAAUCUACUCGAACACGCCUUAACAAGUGAAGGCGAUGAUAAAUGCCCCUCUCCACAACUGAACGGCAUGAGCUCGCCCAAGAAUAAUGAAUUAUUACCGGUGACGCUCGCCGGCGCAUACCGAGCUAUUGGUAUUGGAUUGGCAAAUUGGUCAAGAUGGACUGCGGAAACGGAAACCCGACGUGACUUACAGAAUUCAGCCAUAUCGUCGCUGGAGGCAUCUUUGGCGGAGGAAUUGGGCCAGGACAUGAACCCGGCUUCUAUCUUUGCAUUGAGUUUGAUGCUUGCAGAGACCAGAGAUCUAGGUGGUGCAAUUGAUCGGGUACGACUUGCUCUAAGCUCCGCGGACGUGAUGGGGCAUGGGCUUCUGAAUUCAGAUCAAAUAUCAUACACCGGCGAGAGAGACCUCGUUCCGUUAUGGCAUCUUCUUGCUCUUCUCUUAACCGCGCGCGAAGAGUUCGAAACCGCUAAUCAUAUUUGUGAAGCGGUUCUUGAUACGGUGAUGGCAGGUGAUACCCACGACGGAAAAACACACUCAGGCGAGCAGCACCACGAGAAAUAUUCCCAUCCUUCAACGGAUGCCGGCGGCAAGCACAACGACACAGUAUUUGAAGAUACAGAGCUCCGGAAGAAGGAAAGUAUGCUUGAACUGCGAAUGACUCAGCUCUCCCUGAUUGAGGUUCUGCAUGGACCUGAGGCUGCCAUUAACCAUGCCGAAGAACUGCUAGGACAUUUUGGUCGCGUUUUCGCAAACAUAGGUUUUUUGGAGCCAGAUCAAAAGCAAAAAGCCGAGCAUCUUGCCCCUCCGAGAAGUUCAGGUGGGGUUCGCAGUAUUCGAGGUAGCCUUUUCGGCCGAAAAAGGGUCCAAAGGGAUUUUGAUCACGAAUCUGGCUUUGGUAUGGAUGGCAGCUCUCCGCCAAGGGAUCGUUCCGUUUCUGAUUGUUCGGUGGAUGGUUCUAAGCCACCCAUUCAAGUAACCGAUGAAAACAUGAUUGGUUUUAAAGAAAGACCACAAACUGCCAUGACUAGGUCGAGCUCUUUUCGUCUCAAGGACGGCCGCCAACCACAAAAGUUACACCGGAGGGAAGGUAGUAUCGGCAAGGCCAUCCGCCAUCGAAGCUUGGAAAGACAUUCAAAAUCACAACUCCAUCCACAUAAACCACAGCCAGAUCCAACGGAAGCCAAGGUUCAGGACGUGUCAACUUCGCCUCCCUAUAUGCAAUCGCCAACCGCCAAGCACAAUGGUUCGGUGUCCGCGAGGCAGAGCUUGCCGCCCGUUGCUCACAACACGAAAUACACCAAGGAGCCUCCUCCAAUUGGCCACCGGCAACAGCCACCUCUUCAGGAUAUCCGGCUACCGACCGCUGGUCGUCAUGGUAUUCAAGCGAAAACUUCAACGAGGUUUUCCAAGGAUCACAUUCAAAGGCAGGCGCUCGGUCUCCUUACUAAAAUAUGGCUUUUUGUGGCAGGUCUUUAUAGGCGCGCUGGUUUAUUUGAGGAUGCUCUUGGGUCCUGGAAUGAGGCUAAGCAGCAGGCGCAACGUGUUGAGGAGCUUGUUGCUAAACAAGAGUCAUCCGCAAAAGCGUUUGCCGAUCCAGGUUGGGGAGGAGCCAAGUCGUCUGAUGAGCUCUGGGCGGAUGUCUAUGCUGAACGUGGAUACAUCUCUCAAGCCCAGUCUCAACCCUUUGAAGCUAUGGAGCAAUUUGAGGAGGCAUUAAUAUACUUUCCAGAUCAUAUCCGAGCGACAGUGGGACUGGCAAAUCUCCUACUUGACAUAUGGGAGCAAAAGCUGCCCACUGAAAAGCCAGAGGUGUCGAGUCUACCUGAUGUUUCCAGUCUCUCACUCUCAACCCUGGACGUUUCAUUGCAUGGAAACGGUAUGGCGAAGGGAACAUCUAAGCCCGCUCCACCACCAUUAGACGAUAAGGAUUCCCCGGAGUAUCUCGACCGCCUUGCUGCGCGAGAUCGAGCCUAUGGUCUGUUGUCUGCGUUGACAAAGCUGGGAACUGCCUGGGAUGAUUCCGAGGCAUGGUUUGCCCUGGCGAGAGCUUACGAACAUUCGGGCCAGAUCCAAAAGGCCAAGGACGUCCUUUGGUGGUGUAUCGAUCUUGAAGACCGGCGACCAGUUCGACAUUGGUGGAACGUUGGAUCCGGUGGAUACGUUCUGUAA
Messenger RNA from Coccidioides immitis RS, 3651 nucleotides. Its product is annotated as filamentation protein. Gene Ontology annotation, molecular function: protein binding. The transcript is spliced from 5 exons. The record is from RefSeq and is a predicted model, not a curated record. The coding region runs from base 124 to 3651 and encodes 1175 amino acids. NCBI's taxonomy places the organism in Eukaryota, Fungi, Ascomycota, Eurotiomycetes, Onygenales, Onygenaceae.